This is a messenger RNA of Ochlerotatus camptorhynchus, 1439 nucleotides long. RefSeq lists its product as uncharacterized. The transcript has 4 exons. The coding region runs from base 45 to 1118 and encodes 357 amino acids. The record is from RefSeq and is a predicted model, not a curated record. NCBI's taxonomy places the organism in Eukaryota, Metazoa, Arthropoda, Insecta, Diptera, Culicidae.
CGUACUGCAGGUCGAUAUCGUAUCAAUUGAUUAAGUCUUCUACGAUGCAGGUGCUCUGUGGGUUUCUGGUGACCAUUGCAAUUUUAAUUUCCCUCGCUCACGCCCAAACCAGUUGCCUCCAGUGUUCAACGGAUGAUCCAGGCUGCGACCAGGGAACAUUCCCUCCAACCGAAUGUGCCCAGCAGGACGACAGCUGCUACUCGCUUACCGUUUCCGGGGGAUUCAUCCUGGAAAGAGGUUGCCUGAGUACGCUUCCGGACGAGGAACAAGCAAAGUGUACCGAUCCAAAUGAUCAAUCUUGUACGAUCUGCUCCCUGUCCGGUGGUUGCAACAAGGAGCAAUGGCACAAGUGUCACCAUUGUUCCAAAUCCAGCAAUAGCAAGUGCGCGUUCCAGCCGAACAGGGUUUCGUUUUGCCGGAAUUAUACGGUGGAAGAUCGAUGCUACGCUAUGGUCGUUGGAGAUGAAUUGAUUCGUGGCUGCCAAUCGGACCUAGAGCCAGGCCGGGAUGCGUGUGAAGGGAACAAGUACUGUAUCACAUGUGAGGGCGAUUCCUGCAACGAUGCCACCCAGGUUGAAUUGAAAACAGUUAGCAGAUGCGUCCAAUGUAAGGAGGGGGACUUCCGAUGUGUUGAAGGAACAACCACCAAUAGUGAGUGCGAUGAGCGGGAGGAUAGAUGCUACAUUAAAAUGUGGCGAAACGGGGAACUGGACCGGGGCUGUGUCAAAAAGCUUCACCAAGAUGAACAAGACCGGUGCAACGAUGAGUCGGAUAGGUCCUGCUACAGCUGUAGUGGCCGGCAGUGUAACAACCAUCGAUGGUUGAGAUGCUUCCAUUGCAGCCCAGGCCAGAACGCCACGUGUGCUGAAGAGCAGACAAAUGCAACCCUUUCGUACUACUGCGGAAGAUUUGACCUCAACGAUCGGUGCUACUCGGUGUUGGUCGAUUUUGAAGUAACCCGAGGCUGCACUUCGGAUCUCGGAGUCAACGUCGAUCCUUGUGAAGGAAACGCUGCUUGUGUGUCUUGUUCGACGGAUGGCUGCAAUUCGAUCUCCGAGGCGUACAUCAAGGAUGCCGCAAAUCGUGGACAGCGCGCUUCGUCAUACCCGACAAAUUGAGCUGAAUUCAGCUGGUUGGCCCUUUUGCAAGAUAAGACUGACGUACGGCAAACAAAAAGCUUCUAAACUUUUUUAUAAGCACUGUAGCUAUCAACCUGUAAAAAGAUACUUUAGCGGACUUAUGGAUUACUAAAGUUAAUACUUCAUUCCAAUUUCAGAUUAUAAAAUUGCUGCGACAGCUUUGUCGAAUCCCUACCAACCAUUCGUGAAACUUCUUAAGAAAUCUUUAUUCAAAAAUAAAUACUUUUGUCGUUAAUUCUUUACUUUUAAGCUCCUUUGAAUUCGAUGAAUUUAUUUAAAAAUCUUCAAUCGAUACAUACA